UGAAAUAGGAAGUUCCAAGCACUACUGGACUACCAAAAUGGAAGAAACAAAAUGGAUGAUACCCACUUCACUUUUCCUCCUCACGUUUCUCAUCCUUUUAAAAUUCACACUAAAGAAACAAGUCAGGCUCAAAAACCUCCCUCCUUCCCCACCCUCUUUACCAUUUAUAGGCCAUCUUCAUCUCAUCAAACAACCCUUACAUCGUAGUCUCAGCAGGCUUACAAAAAUCUACGGCCACGUGUUAUUCCUCCACGUGGGCACACGCAACAUCCUUGUCGUCUCUUCACCUUCCGCGGUAGAAGAAUGUUUGUCAAAUAAUGACAUUACAUUCGCAAAUCGUACGUCUCUAACACUUGCUGGUAAAUAUCUCAAUUAUAAUUAUAGGACGUUAGGUUUUUCUUCCUACGGUGAACUUUGGCGCAAACUACGUCGUUUAACAACAACAGAGCUUUUCUCCACCAAUCGUCUUGCCAUGUUGACCAAUGUUCGAGAGGAAGAAGUAAAAUUGUUAGUUAAGCAAAUAUUUGAAGGGUGCAAAGGACAAUUAAUGUCAAAGGUUGAUCUCAAAACAAAAACAUUAGAACUUUCUUUCAACAUCAUGUUGAGAGUGAUAUCGGGGAAACGAUACUAUGGUGAGAAUGCGGUUGCGUUAGAAGGAAAGGAGUUUCAAGUUUUAAUGAAUGAAUAUGUAGAGCUUCUUGGAAGUGGGAAUUUGAAUGAUUUUUUUCCUAUACUAAGAUGGAUUGAUUUUCAAGGGAAGAAAAAGAAGAUGGUGAAGUUGAUGAGAAAAAUGGAUUGUUUCCUUCAAAAGCUACUUGAUGAGAAAAGAAGAAAUUGGAGUAAUGAUCAAAGAAAUAUGACGUUGAUUGAUGUUAUGUUGGACUUGCAACAAAAGGAGCCAGAAUUCUAUACACAUGAAAUAGUGAAAGGUGUUAUUUUGGUAAUGCUUGUAGCUGGCUCUGAGACUUCAGCUACAACAAUGGAAUGGGCACUCUCACUUCUCCUAAACCAUCCAGAAAAAUUGAAUGAGGUAAGGGUUGAGAUAGACACUUAUUUGAAACAAGAUGAACUUAUGACUGAAUCAGAUGCUAUGAAACUAAACUACUUGCAAAAAGUAAUCAUGGAAACACUUCGUUUAUACCCUGUGGCUCCAUUAUUAAUACCACAUGAAUCUUCCAAUGAUUGUAUUGUUUGUGGAUUUAAUAUACCAAAAGGGACAAUGCUUCUUGUGAAUCUAUGGACACUACAUAGAGACCCUAACUUAUGGGUAAAUCCAACAUGGUUUGUGCCAGAGAGAUUUGAAGAAGGUGAAUUAGGUAAUGAUGAAAUUUACAAUAUGCUUCCAUUUGGUAUUGGAAGAAGAUCUUGUCCUGGUUCUGUUUUAGCAAAACGUUUUAUGGGACAUGCAAUAGGAUCUUUGAUUCAAGCUUUUGAGUGGGAGAGAAUAAGUGAUGAAAAAAUUGAUAUGAGUGAUGGAAUAGGGCUUACAAUGCCUAAAGUUGAACCAUUGGUUGCAUUAUGCAAGCCACGCCAAAUUAUGAUCAAGGCUUUGUCCAAUAUAUAGUAAGUUAUGUAUUUUUUAUACAAUUUGUGGUGUGGGUAACUAAGUAAAAAAUAUGUAUAAAAAACUAAAAUAAAAGUGGACAUGAAAAGUUUGUCGUUAAAUUUCUAUAUAAUGUCAACCUUAGGAAGAGGAAAUGUUGACAUAAAGACACUUGUGAUUUGUGAAUGUGGGUGUUUGAAGUUAAAAGUUAACUAGUAUAAUAUUUGUGCGUACGCAGCGUCGCAGCGUUGUUGCAAUAUUUUUUUAUUGUAGGACGAAUAUUGUAUAGUACGAAAUUAGUCUUGUUAUAAAAUUAUUC
Trifolium pratense (red clover) is the source of this 1862-nucleotide messenger RNA. Its product is annotated as cytochrome P450 81Q32-like. Gene Ontology annotation, molecular function: oxidoreductase activity, acting on paired donors, with incorporation or reduction of molecular oxygen; iron ion binding; heme binding. The record is from RefSeq and is a predicted model, not a curated record. NCBI's taxonomy places the organism in Eukaryota, Viridiplantae, Streptophyta, Magnoliopsida, Fabales, Fabaceae. Bases 38 to 1564 code for a protein of 508 amino acids. The transcript is spliced from 2 exons.